This is a messenger RNA of Sporisorium graminicola, 2610 nucleotides long. RefSeq lists its product as uncharacterized. The record is from RefSeq and is a predicted model, not a curated record. Gene Ontology annotation, molecular function: hydrolase activity, hydrolyzing O-glycosyl compounds; carbohydrate binding. The transcript has a single exon. Gene Ontology annotation, biological process: carbohydrate metabolic process. Lineage: Eukaryota; Fungi; Basidiomycota; Ustilaginomycetes; Ustilaginales; Ustilaginaceae. The coding region runs from base 1 to 2610 and encodes 869 amino acids.
AUGCUCGUGGAACGACCGUUGAACAACCUCUCCCCCGCAGGUCAGCAGCCUGCGGACGGCUUCAAGCUGACCAACACCCAAGGCUUCGAGUGGACGUUGAGCUUCCUCACUCCUACCAUCCUCAAGAUCGUCGUCGUCGGUCCCAACCACCCUCUUCCACAGCAGAGCAACGUGCAGUGGACACAAAAGCCGCUCGCCGUCUCGUCCAAGAUCGACGCUGCCGCCAAAAAGGCGACCCUCAGCGUCCAGGGCUUGACGCGCACGGUAACGGUCACGUUUGACGAUACCCCGCUCGUCGAUGUGCAUGAGAGCGUGCAGGGCAGCGAUCACAAGGUGCACAUCUUUGGCGACUCGCCUCACAAGUCGUACUGCUACUCAAAUGAAGGCUUCAUGCGCUACACUCGCUUCCAGAAGGAUAACUUGCACGUUGGACUGGGAGAGAAGGCCGCACCGCUCGACUUGACGCACCGAUCCUUCGCCCUCACCGGAAGCGACUCGGCCAGCUACGAUGCAUACCUCACUGACCCGCUCUACAAACACACGCCUUUCCUCAUGUCACUUCCCAAACCUUUCGAUGUCGAAGGCAACCCUCAGCCGCUCAGCUCGGUGGUGGGCAUCUACUCGGCUUCCAACUCGGACGGCAACUGGGAUGUCGGCCGCUUCAUCGACGAGCCCUGGGGCAUCUUCAAGCGCUACGGCCAGGACUACGGCGGUAUUGAGGAGUACGUUAUCAUCGGCGAGCAGGCGCAAGACGUGGUGACGCAGUUCUCGGAUCUCGUCGGUCGGCCUUUGCUGGUCCCACGCGACUGGUUGGGAUACCUGGCCAGUGGCAUGGGUCUGGGCGAGAGCGACGAGCCGAUUGCACAGGAGCUGCUCUCCGGCUUCCCCGGCACGUGCAAGCAGCACGACAUCCCCUGCUCUGCUAUCCACCUGUCUUCGGGCUACACGGUGGACAACGAGGGCAACCGUCUGGUCUUCACCAUGAACACUCGCCGCUACCCGGACUUUGCCGAGAUGGUCAAGACGUUCCACAAAGCCGGUAUCCGCGUCACGCCCAACAUCAAGCCGUACGUCAUGCAGGCUCACCCGCACUACCAGAAGCUGUACGAUGCCGGUGCGCUCUUUACCGAUCCCAACAACGGCAACAAGCCCGUCGUGACUCGGAUCUGGUCGAGCGGAAUUGGAUGUACCGCUCUCGGCUCGUGGGUUGACCUGACCUCCAAGGCCGGUCGUGACUGGUGGCGUCAGGGCGCGUUGGAGCUGUGCAAGCUCGGCGUCGACUCGCUCUGGAACGACAACAACGAGUAUCUGCUCUUUGACUCGGACUACAUCUGCAAGAACGAGCUCACCGGCGAUGCAAAAGUCGAUGGCAACCGUAACAGCAAGCCGACGGCAGUUGGAGCGCUGGGACGCAUGACCAACACCGAGUUGAUGGCGCGAGAGUCGCACGAGGCGCUCGUCACACACCACCCGGAUCGUCGACCGUUCGUGCUGACUCGCUCCGCCAAUGUCGGCACGCAGAAGUGGGCGGCGUCGACGUGGAGCGGUGACAACCGCACUUCGUGGCACAACCUGCGCGGCUCGAUUGCCAUGAACCUCAAUGCGCAGAUGUCGCUGCUGCAGUCGUACGGCAACGACAUUGGCGGCUUCGCUGGGCCUCUGCCCAGCCCGGAGCUGUUUGUCCGAUGGAUCCAGUCUGGUAUUACGCAGCCGCGCUUCUGCAUCCACUCGUUCAAGCCGUGCAAGGAGGAUCCGGCGGGUGUCAAGCUCAACAACCUCCCCUGGAUGUACCCGGAAGUGGUCGACAUUAUCCGAUCCACGAUCAAGCGUCGCUACGAAAUGCUGCCGUACAUCAACAACCUCAACUGGCGCUCGCACUUGGCUGCCGAGCCGAUGAACACGUGGCUGGGAUGGGGCGAGUUUGCGGCGGACCCGCAGGUGUAUACCAAAGAAGUCCUCGAGGGCUUCGACUACUGGAUCGGCCACGGACAGCUGCUCGUGGCCGGAGCGUACCACGAGAACGAGCAGACGCGCCGAGUAUACCUCCCCGCGGCGGGCAAGCAGGACCCCAAAGUGUACUACGACACGCAUGCGCCUUUCACCGUACACAAGGCUGGCCAGUGGCUCGAAAACGUCUCGACGCCUCUGUCGCACUUUGCUGUCUUUGCGCGCGAGGGUACCGUCAUCCCCGUCGGCCUGCCCAAAGUCACCCUGACUCAGGCCGAAGGCAUCGCCACCCUGACCGGAAGCGGAACCAAGAUCCUCACCGAGCAGGAGGGCGGCCAGUGCGUGUACGACGACUGGCGAGGCAUCCAAGUCUUCCCUUCGCCUGCCGACGCUUCGAGCCCUGGCCAGUACACGUACACGUGGAUCGAGGACGACGGCGUCUCUGCUAAGCCCGUUACCGCCGAGAUCAAGGUCGAGAUCUCGUCGAGCAAGGAUGAGGUCUCGGUCAAGGCCACAGCGACCAAGAACGACUUCAAGCCUCUAUGGGGCAACACACUCUGGGUGAUCCUGCCCAGGCCCGACACGAGAAAGGUGCGCGGCGCCACAAAGACCAUGGUCUACAAGGGCCAGACUGCCUACGCCGUCACUGUUUCCGGUCUCUAA